AUGGAUCCCCAUCCUUUUGUUGAUCAUCAGGGAUGUACCGCAGAGGCUCCAUAUAUCAAGAGGCUGCCGACUCCCUGCUCGACAAAUUACAUGGAAUCUCCUCCGGCCAACCUGUCUCAACAUGACAGAAAUGUCAUAUUUGACAAUCUUGACUUGAAUUUCAAUCGUACGCUCUUGGAAUCGUUACUGCAAGGCCUGUAUACCUUUAUCGUAGCAGUCACCUUAUGGACUACACUUUCUUCUCCCAAGAAAUCCGGCAAUGCUUUCCUGCUUACAGUCGUCGUGAUUCUAUACCUUCUCACGACAAUUGCCUUCGGCGUCGACUGGACGUACCAACGGCGGGCGUUUAUCCAGAACGGGGACAACUUUUUCAGUGUCUUUGUUGCGCUGCAAAGCUAUUGGGCCGUGGUGGAGAACGUACCAACUCGUGGGCGGUAUUGGCGGGGGAAUGUGCACGUUAUCGUCGAUAUCACUAUUAUAUGGCGUUGCUGGGUGUUUUGGGGCCGUCGCUGGUGCAUCAUCAUUGUUCCAGCCCUUUGCGCCGUCGCUGGGACGGUUGCGAAGUCCAUGCAAAUCCGCAGUGUUUUCAUCAAUACAACCAACAAUAUUGGCGAAACCGGAGGAUUCGCAGCAGAGAUCAACUGGCCAUUGAUCUAUAUCUCCCUGACACUCGCUACAACACUCCUAUGUACACUCUUAAUCGUGUACAGGAUUGUUCGUCUGGCGUUUGGGGUGAGUUCAUACGGGAAGAUUGUCGAGAUCGUGAUCGAAUCUUCGGCGAUAUACUCACUGGCGCUGAUCGUGUACCUGGCCUUGGUCGCGAGGAAUCUCGAGUCUAGCUAUUACGCCGAUAUCAUUAUGGCAUAUGUCAAGGUUAUCGCGCCUACGCUCCUUGUUGGACGCGUCGCAGCUGGUUCAAAUUCAAACUCUAACAGCCAGACAGUGGUCCAUUCCACAAGGGACCGCAGCUCUGUGCUAAGUCGAUUUUUGGCAAGAAAGCGGGAGACUAUCAUCAUAGGUCAAAAUGUUGAGGACUCCACCACCUCAUUAGGAUCUUAUAGGAAGUCUAUAGUGGAAAGUGUCUGAUAUUGACAAUCUGCGCUGUUCAUAGAGAUUGGGGGGUAACUAUGUUUUCAUAUAUUAAGUAGAGCCAUGGACUGCAUAAGUUAUUCGUUCUGAAUAUUAGUUGUAAUAUGAUAAGUUGUCCGUAUCAUAGGCGC
Desarmillaria tabescens is the source of this 1220-nucleotide messenger RNA. RefSeq lists its product as uncharacterized. The coding region runs from base 1 to 1086 and encodes 361 amino acids. The record is from RefSeq and is a predicted model, not a curated record. The transcript has 6 exons. Lineage: Eukaryota; Fungi; Basidiomycota; Agaricomycetes; Agaricales; Physalacriaceae.